GUCGGCUGUUGGGCCGAGGCGUGCAGGUGGGCUGGCGGCCGACGCGGUGCGGGUCGCGGUGAGGAUCGCGGAGGGCUCGGGGCCGCAGGAGGAGCGUGCGGACGGUGCGCGGGAGGCCGCCUGAAGUAACCGUCGCGGCGCGCGAGGCCGCGGUGGGGGAGGGGCGGCGGGAGCGCGGAUGCUUCCGUCCCCGGGGUCGCGCGCCCGGCGGGAGCGUCCCGGGGCAACCAGCGGGCCGCCCUUUUGUGCCUCGGCACGCCGCGGCCCGGGCGCUGGGGGCCGCUGCCCUGCCGGUCCUCCAUGCUGCGGCCUCGAGUGAGCGGUUUGGGGACUGGGCUCUGCGCAGUUUCCGUGGGGUUGCGGGGGUCUCGCGGUGAAAGGGUCGCGCCCCGGACGUCGCCCCCGCCCUUCGGAGACGCUGGUUCCCCGGAAUGGCCACCCGGGCCCGCCCUGCCCGGCCGGAAGGGGAUGGAGCGCUGACAGCCGGCCUCGUGGGCUUCGUCGGGGCCCUCAGCUCCCCGAGCGCGAGGACUCCCGACGCGAAACGGGCACGGCUGCCCGAGGACCCCACCUGAGGGGACAGGUUUGCGGUUUGACGGGUGGCACGCUGCCUCAGUUGUCUUCUGCACUCGGUGGUGGUGGAGAGUUUUGAACCAGUGCCUGGCCGGCCCCUGAGUAGCUAGGGGCCAGGAGUGCAGUGAGUCCCUUCCUUUCUAACCCGUCUCGACUUCCCUCAGGUGGCACUGUCUGUCGCUAUGGCGUUGAUGUGAAGCUCAGGUGAUGUAAAGGUUAUGAGCCACUUUCAGUUUUGUUUCCUUCUCAGUUUCAGAAAUGUUCUUUUGGCGGCCAGUGUCUGAAUAUAUCUAAAUGCAAAUCCUCACUCCCUCACAAAUAAGCCCAGGAAUCUCCACUGAGAGGAUCACUUCUCUGUGGGCCGUUUGACAAGGUACAGAAUGAGCACAUGUUGUUGGUGUACGCCAGGUGGUAUUUCCACCAUUGAUUUCCUAAAGUGCUAUGCAUCCAAGACCCUGUCCAGUGAAUUUCAGACAGCUGAUGAAGACCUCUGCUACUGCUUAGAGUGUGUGGCUGAAUACCACAAAGCACGAGACGAACUGCCCUUCUUGCAUGAGGUUUUAUGGGAAUUAGAAACCAUCCGUCUUGUAAAUCACUUUGAAAAGUCCAUGCAAGCAGAAAUCGGAGAUGACGAUGAGCUAUAUAUAGUAGACAGCAACGGAGAGGCCCAGCUGUUUGACUUCACUGGCCAAGACUUUGAAAAUAAGCUUCGAGUUCCUCUCCUUGAGAUACUGAAAUAUCCUUACCUGCUUCUGCACGAGCGCGUUAAUGAACUGUGUGUUGAAGCACUUUGUCGGAUGGAACAAGCCAAUUGUUCCUUUCAGGUUUUUGACAAACACCCAGGGAUCUACUUGUUUUUGGUCCAUCCCAAUGAAAUGGUUCGGCGUUGGGCUAUCCUGACUGCAAGAAACUUGGGAAAAGUGGACAGAGAUGAUUAUUACGACUUACAGGAGGUUUUAACCUGCCUUUUUAAAGUCAUUGAGUUGGGGCUUCUAGAAAGUCCAGACAUUUAUACUUCUUCUGUCCUCAAAAAGGGAAAACUGAUUCUUCUGCCUUCACACAUGUAUGACACUACCAACUAUAAAAACUAUUGGUUAGGUAUUUGCAUGUUGCUGACCAUUCUUGAGGAGCAAGCCAUGGAUUCGCUGUUGCUGGGCUCAGACAAACAAAAUGAUUUCAUGUGUUCAAUCCUUCACAUGAUGCAGAGGCAGUCAGAUGAUGAUAGUAUGGAUCCUUUCUGGCCAGCGUUGCACUGUUUCAUGGUGAUUCUGGAUCGGCUUGGAUCUAAGGUCUGGGGUCAACUUAUCGAUCCUAUUGAGGCAUUUCAAACCAUCAUCAACAAUGUGAGCUAUAAUAGAGAGAUCCAAAAUAUACGGAACAGCUCUGUAAGGACCAAGUUAGAGCCGGAGCCAUAUUUGGAUGAUAUGGUGACUUGCAGCCAGAUUGUAUACAAUUACAAUCCUGAAAAGACCAAAAAGGAUUCAGGGUGGAGAUCAGCCAUUUGCCCAGAUUACUGUCCUAACAUGUAUGAAGAAAUGGAAACAUUGGCCAAUGUACUUCAGUCAGAUAUUGGUCAAGACAUGCGUGUUCAUAACAGCACAUUUCUGUGGUUCAUACCUUUUGUUCAGUCCCUCAUGGAUCUGAAGGAUUUGGGUGUGGCUUACAUAGUAGAAGUUAUUCAUCACUUGUACUCUGAAGUCAAAAAUGUCCUCAACCAAACAGAUGCUGUGUGUGACAAAGUCACUGAAUUUUUUCUUCUAAUUUUGGUGUCAGUGAUUGAACUACAUAGAAACAAGAAAUGCUUGCAUUUGCUGUGGGUUAGUUCCCAGCAGUGGGUGGAAGCAGUUGUGAAGUGUGCCAAGCUUCCUACCACUGCAUUUGCACGGAGCUCUGAGAAAUCAUCUGGAAAUUUCUCCAAAGGCACAGCAAUGAUUUCCUCACUGUCACUGCAUUCAGUGCCAUCUAACUCUGUACAGCUUGCUUGUGUGCAGCUAAUUAGGAGUCUCCUCAAAGAAGGUUAUCAGCUCGGUCAGCAAACACUUUGUAAGCGAUUCUGGAAUAAGCUUAACUUAUUCCUCCGAGGAAAUUUAUCUCUAGGGUGGCAGUUGACUAAUCAGGAAACCCAUGAGUUGCAGACUUGUUUAAAACAAAUUAUUAAAAACAUAAAAUUCAAAGUACCUCAGUGUAGCCCUUUGGACUUGACUCCUUAUAAAACCCCACCUGCAUCUUUUAAUGAAGAGAAUGAACAAAUAGAGAAGAAGUUUAAAAAAGACAUGCUUUGUCUGGAAAAUUGCAGCUCAACACUUUCUAAAGAACCAAAGAAAACAGAGACAUACCAAGUGCAGGAGAGUACAUUGACUAAAGGAGAUAACAUUGUAGAAGAAGAAGGUACCAAACAAAAUUAUGUAAAGGAUUUGAAUGCAGAACACCGUCUCUCAGCUGAGUUGAGCUUAAAGCGGAAUAGUAAAGGCCUUUUUGCUAAAAGAGCUCAAGACCAGAUUAAAAUGAGUGCAGGAGAGCAGAAGUCUGUAAAAGAGAACUCUUCAUGUACACCACAGAAUUGUACUUCAAAAAAUGGUUCCGAAAGGGGAUGCGACAGAGGAGUAAUAAUAUCAACAUAUUUAUUGCCCAAUUCUAGCACCGAUUCUCUGGAAAAAGUGUCCACAUCAAAUGAGGAUGAUGUUGGUAAAACUUCAAAAGCAAAAACAAAGGCACAAAAAGAUGAAAUCUGUGCAAAGUUAUCACAUGUUAUAAAGAAGCAAAACAGGAAAAGUACUUUGGUCAGUAAUUUAGAGGAAAGUAUGACUGUGUCUGACAUUGAGAGCUCCUGUUCAAGGAAAGAUACAGGAGGUCAGAAAGGGGAUGGCUUUACACAUGAUCUGUCUUUAGACUCUAAUGGUGUUCUGGAUGAUAAAAAUGUAGAACAGAAGCCUCAAAGCAAUUUGUUACUGAAAAGGAAGCAAUUGAAGAAUGAAGAGUUAGGUAUUUUCUCAGCCUGUGAAAAUAAUUGUCAAAUACAGGAAUGUCAUGUUGACAAUAAAGGUCUGGUGUCGUUUACAGAAGUGACCAGUACUUUAGUGAAGCAUAUGUCUCCUUUUAAACAUCCUGUGACUUUACUUGAAUCAAGAGAUAAGGACUUGACUAAGAGUACAGAUCUGAUUUCUUCUAAUUUGGUGAGAGAACAGGCCCCUGGCAUCAGUCCUAAGCCUGAUAUCUUAACAGAUUCUCAGGUAGACAGAGACCUCCACAAAUUAUCUUUGAUAGCCCAAGCCAGUGUUAUUAAGUUUCCAUCAGAUUCAACUCAAAAAAGUUCAUCUCAGCUACAAAGAAGAGAUGGUAAAAGAUCUUUCACAGCUAACCAUAGCAAUAUUGUAGACACCUGCCAUGGGCAAGUUAUUGUUAUUUCAGAUUCUGACGACGAUGAUGAUGAAAGAAUUCCGGGUUUUGAGAAACACAUUGAACAGGACAAAAUGUGCAUUGAGAAAGAAUUUCCAGAUCAGCCUGAUUCAAUGGUUAAUACUGAUGUAGAAAAGAAGCCUAUAAAGGAAGAAAAUACAAAGUCCCUUUUACAGUUUGAAGAAUUGGAUUCUCAGCUUUUUGAGUUUGAAAGUCCAUCUGACGUGUUUUCAGCUUGGCAGAAUCAUAAAGUAGACAGCAAGAAUUCAGUUGAAGAGGAGGAAAAAAGUUCGUGUGUGACUCAUGUAGCUGAUAGCACAAACAAUAAUUGGGGUUAUGGUACAGAUUAUGUACCUGCAGAGGUUGUUAAAAACAUAGAGGAUAUUGAAGAACGUGCAGAACCACACAGUAGUAGUGUUUCUGUUGAAGAGUUUUGUGACAUUCCAGUAAAAAAACCUAGGAGAAAACAGUACGAAAAACCUAUGGCUGAAGAUCCUCAGAGGCCUUCAUCAUCUGUCAGAAAUGAAGAUCAGUCUGAUAAUGAGAGAGGGCGUACUGAAGAUGCUGUAAAGCAUGCAGGCACAGGAACUACAACUCCCAUUUCAGGUGUUCAGAGAGCUGCUACGCUAAAGAAGUCUUCUCCAAAGCUUCGUACUUACUUGAAACCUGUUAGAAGAGUCCCAGUUUCCAAAACUAAGAAGAUGCAUUCAGAUAAUAAAAAAGGGCAGAGUAAAAGUUCAAGUUACCUAAGCUGUAGAAUAACCCCUGCUGUUGUACCACCAAAAAAGUUUCGUCAGUGUCCUGAACCAACUUCAACAGUGGAGAAACUUGGUCUGAAAAAAGCUCCUCGAAAGGCUUUUGAGCUGUCCCAGCGGUCUUUAGAGUAUGUGGCUCAAUUACGCGAUCAUGGCAAAACUGUUGGAGUAGUUGAUACCCCCAAAAAAGCUAAAUUAAUUUCUCCACAAACUCUUUCUGUCAGAAAUAAUAAGAAACUGUUGACAAGUCAGGAUCUUCAGUUGCGAAGGCAGAUGAAAACCAAAUCACAAAAGAACAGACAAGAAGUGUUAGUUUAUGAAAGUACAGAGGCUACAAGAGCAGGGCCACAUGCAGUGCAGAAUUCAGACGUCAGACCAGAACCUGAUAGGCCAUGUUAUAAAGGAGCUGAGGUACUUGCCAACGGUAAUGAAAAACAGUUAGUAAAAAUCUUACCUUCUGAGUCAGAAACCAUGAAAGCAAAAUGUGAUGCUUGUGUAUUGAACCGGUGUGAAUCUGGAGUGUUAAAUGGAAGAAUAACAACAAAUGAAAACAUUGUCUCAACUUCGGAGGACCCUUUAGGUGGAGGAGAUGGAACAGGACAUCGCAUAGAAGUGGCAGCUCUCAACAAGGCAGAGCAUGAUUCCAGCAGUGAUGCAGAGGAUGACAACUUGUUUUUAACACAAAAUGAUCCUGCAGAUAUGGAUUUAUGUUCACAGAUGGAAAAUGAUUAUGAUAAACUCAUUGAAGUGAUUCAUGGGAAAGAUACAGUUCAGGUAGAAGAUUUUGUAAGUCGACCUCAGUUGGAGUCUUUGAGUGGCACAAAGUGUAAGUACAAAGACUGUGUUGAAACCUUAAAAACCCAGGGCGAGUACUGCUCAAGGCACUCAGAAACUAAAGUGUCAGAUGAAGAUGUGUUUCGUAAACCUGGCUUACCUCUUUCUGCAGUCAAGCCCUUGAGACCUUCCACUACUAAGAUUUUUAGUUCAAGUAGUACUUCACGAAUUGCUAAUCUUUCCAAGUCUUUGGAAAACACUUCACUUCCAUCAGCUCUAAAAAAUAAAGCAACUGGGUUACAUUCUAUUUUGAAAGUGCCACAGCCCACUUCCAUGGUGUCUCAGAAGCCAGUGGCUGAGGUGAAGAGCUUAUGCAAUGUUUUUAAUUCUCAGACUCCAAAUAAUUCCAACAGGCAAGGUUUCAAACUUCCAUUUGUUGAAAACAAACCUUUUUUAUCUUCUUCUCCGGUAAAUGUUCUGUGGACACCGCAGUUUAUCUCUGACACCUUCAUUAAAGAGGUCUUAAAAUGGAAGUAUGAAAUGUUUGUGAACUUUAAUCAGUGUGGGGCCCCGGCAAGUCUUUGUCAGUCCAUCACAAGACCUGUGCCUGUCAGAUUUCAAGAUUGUGAAGAGUAUUUUCAUGUUUUCCUCCCUUUGAUCAUAUUGAAUACUUUCGAAACAGUAGCACAGGAAUGGGUCAACUCUCCAAGUAAAGAGAAUUUCUAUCACUUGCAUUUAAGAAAGUUUCCAGCUGAUUACAAAAAACACUGGGAGUUUGUGGUCUAUCUGGAGGAAUGCGAAUUGGCCAAACAGCUUCAUCCAAAAGAAAACGAUUUAGUGUUUUUGGCUUCUGAGAGACUAAAUGGAGAGGCAGAGGACAUGGAGAGAGAUGGCAUGCAAGAUCCCCACCAGUAUUACUCUGGUUAUGUUCAAAAGUUUCGCCGUACUUCAGUCAUGCGUAAUGGGAAAGCUGAGUGUUCCCUUUCCAUCCAGACCCAAGAUAAUUUGCCAGCCAAUUUAAAUGGACUUAUGAAAUGUAUUGUAAUCAGUUCCCUGGUAACUACCCAAAGGAAAUUGAAAGCCAUGUCUCUGUUGAGUGGUCGGAACCAACUGGCCAGAGCUGUUCUGAAUCCAAACCCCAUGGACUUCUGUACCAAAGAUUUACUGACUACAACAUCUGAGAGAAUUAUUGCCUACUUAAAAGAUUUCAAUGAAGACCAAAAGAAAGCAAUAGAAACUGCAUAUGCCAUGGUGAAACACUCACCAUCAGUCGCCAAAAUCUGUCUGAUUCAUGGACCCCCUGGAACAGGAAAAUCCAAAACCAUUGUUGGCCUCCUGUACCGCUUACUGACAGAGAACCAGAGGAGGGGGCAUUCAGAUGAGAACUCCAAUGCCAAAAUCAAACAAAACCGUGUCCUUGUGUGUGCACCUUCUAAUGCUGCUGUCGAUGAACUUAUGAAAAAAAUUAUCAUCGAAUUCAAAGAAAAGUGUAAAGAUAAGAAGAAUCCUUUGGGAAACUGUGGAGAUAUAAAUUUAGUACGACUGGGUCCAGAAAAAUCUAUUAAUAAUGAGGUUCUAAAAUUCAGCUUGGACAGCCAAGUUAACCACAGAAUGAAAAAAGACUUACCUUCUCAUGUUCAAGAGAUGCAUAGAAAGAAGGAGUUCCUAGAUCACCAACUAGACGAACUUUCCCGCCAGCGAGCUUUGUGCCGAGGUGGACGGGAAAUACAGAGGCAAGAGCUAGAUGGGAAAAUUGCCAGGGUUUCAAAAGAAAGGCAGGAGCUUGCUUCAAAAAUUAAAGAGGUUCAGGGGCGCCCACAGAAAACCCAGAAUAUCAUCAUCCUGGAGUCCCAUGUCAUCUGCUGCACACUGAGCACAAGUGGUGGCUUACUGCUUGAGUCGGCUUUUCGAGGGCAAGGAGGGGUUCCCUUCAGUUGUGUCAUUGUUGAUGAGGCCGGGCAGUCUUGUGAGGUGGAGACUCUUACUCCACUCAUCCACCGCUGCAACAAGCUCAUCCUGGUUGGAGAUCCGAAGCAGCUCCCUCCCACUGUCAUCUCCAUGAAGGCACAGGAAUGUGGCUACGACCAGUCAAUGAUGGCUCGUUUCUAUAAACUGCUGGAAGAGAACGUAGAACAGAACACUAUUGGCAGACUGCCGAUCUUACAACUUACUAUUCAGUACAGGAUGCAUCCGGACAUAUGUCUCUUCCCUUCUAAUUAUGUUUACAACAAAAGCUUGAAAACAAAUAGCUCAUAUGUAAAUGUUCAGGAAAUAAAAUUGGUGAUGGAAAUAAUUAAGCUUAUUAAAGAAAAAAGAAGAGAUAUUACUUUCCGAAACAUUGGCAUAAUAACCCAUUACAAGGCUCAGAAGACGAUGAUUCAGAAGGAUUUGGACAAAGAGUUUGAUAGAAAAGGGCCAGCAGAAGUAGAUACUGUGGAUGCCUUCCAGGGUCGUCAGAAGGAUUGUAUCAUUGUUACUUGUGUCAGAGCAAGUGCCAUGCAAGGCUCAAUUGGAUUCCUGGCAAGUUUGCAGAGGUUGAAUGUCACCAUUACACGAGCCAAGUACAGCCUCUUCAUCCUGGGACAUUUGAGGACCCUGAUGGAGAACGAGCAUUGGAAUCAUCUGAUUCAGGAUGCCCAGAAGCGUGGGGCCAUCAUUAAGACCUGUGACAAAAACUAUAGGCAUGACGCGAUGAAGAUCAUGAAACUCAAGCCUGUGCUGCAGAGGAGUCUGACCCACCCCCCAACCAUCGCCCCAGAGGUGUCUAGGCCCCAGGGGGGCCUGCCCAGCAGCAAGCUGGACAGUGGGCUUGCCAAGACAUCUUUUGCUGCCUCUCUGUACCACACACCCUCUGACUCCAAGGAGGCUUCUGUCACUGUUGCCACAAAGGACCCAGAAAGACCUUCUCUUCAGGAACGACUGCGGGACCCACGGCUGCUGAGGAGGUUGGAUAUUGACACCAAGGGAGCAUUCCUCAGGGAUCCACAACCCUCAAGCCCGCAGCAUCCUGGGGCAACCCCUCCCUUGGGAGAGCCAGGCUUUCCCAUGACUCACCAGGACCUGGGUGGCAGUGUGCCACCAUCCACUGCCAAAGUGGCCCCUCUGAGCAACCACAGACCUCCCCUGCAGGCCGAGCCUCCAGCUGCCAGCCUCAGUGCUUCCACCAAUAAAAGGAAAUGCGGUGACCUGGACGGAGGUCUGAGCUAUGGAAGGGAGACCAGGGCUUUCAGUGAGAGGGAGCAGGAGGAGCAUGGCUUUGUGCCCCAUCAUCCAAAGAGGAACUCUGACUGGGACAACAGGAGACUGGAGGAGGGUAGCAGUGGCAAAAGGAGAAGGUUUUUAUAGUGAAGCCGAGUGACUGGACUGCCAGCCAAAGGCGUGGUUGUCAAUGUAAGCCGACCAGCUAGCAGGGCCAUCAGAUAAGAUUUCUCCCUAAAGAGUUUGUGUGCUGUUGGAAAACAUGGAAGUGCAUCCUAACCAUGAGCCUUUGGUCAUCCUCAGGACUUCAUUUCAGUUGCAAAAGCUUUCAGAGGGUGUCUGUGUUCUUGAAGUCACAGGUUCGGAAUGUUGCUCUUUCAUUCUUGGGUAGAAAAGGAGGUCAGACUGGAGUGAGUGUUGUAAAGUUGAAAUGUAUAUUUGUAUAGCAAACAACAAAAUCCUUUAAAAAUUUCAUCUGAUAGGCAGCUUUUCAUUCCCCUUGCUUAAAAUGUUAAUUUUUCAACAGAGCAAACUAUGCUUAAAAAAACAAGAGGGCAGGUCUUUCCAGCCGUUGUUACAACGGGAGGUCUUUUACAGCCUCAGUAAUUGGGAGUAAGUUGAGUUCAGCUCAUGGGUCAGUUGUCUCACUAUUUAAAACAACUGGAGUCUCCUGGGGACCUUUGAGAAGUACCAUCAGUCAGGGGAGGUUCUGAUGUGGCACCCUUCUGGACAGGCACUGUGGCAUGGGGGGUUACCUCUCUGUGACAAGUUCAUUUACCUAUUUUAGUAUACACACAAUUCUCUAACUAAAAUGUUUUCUUAAAAUAAUUGUUACUUAGAUGCUUGCAGCAUAUUGUGAGCUGUGGUAAUUAGUGAGCUUAUAGACAUGACCAUCAAACUUGAGAUGGGCGCUGUGCUGACCAUGGAAGAAUCCCCUGGCAUUGCUUAUCAAGGCUGGCAGGUUGCCCAGGAAAAUCCAACACUUCCCGAGGGGUUCCCAUCACCAGGCAGCUUGGGAACCACUCAGGCAGGCCAAGUGGAGUAUUUUAGGCAGGAAAGGAACUCUUAAAGAAGAAAGGGGGAAAGAAGACGUGUUUAGAGCUAGGGGAAGAGUUGCAGGUUUCCUGUGGUCCUCAGGAACUGUCUGGCAGUGGAACUAGCUUGUGGUAGAUCACUAGUGGGUGCUCUCAGCUUCUAUUUAGAGCCACUGUGCUUGUGACAGGAAAGUGGUUGUGGCAGGUAGAGAUAGAAGAGUCAGAUCGGGACACGGUAGGGGCUGCCUAAUUUUGUUCAAGUUUCCUAAAUGUGUGACUGUACAGUUGACGGUUGGAAUAAUGUCAUUUGUAGUGAAUGCUGUGCAGCCCAUUGGCUAAUUUGGGACCGAAAGACAAAUCGUUGAGUAUUAAUGUUCACUAUUUGAAGUUUUCAGUCAUCUGCUUUUUAAGCAAACAUGGUUUUGUCUUCAAAAUUCUACUGAAGCAGGUUUUAUGUACAGCUUUGAAAAAAUAGCUUCUGGUUACCAAAAAAGUGUCAACAUAAUUUCUUUCCUUGUAUGUCUCCCAUGGGUGCCCAGAUAUAGAACUAAUGUUAGCUGAACACCCUUGAAGACAGGGGCAGCCAGCUUCUGAGAGCUCUUUGUUCCACUGCAGCCUUGGUGUCCUAUUUGUGCUGUUUGUCCUAGCCAUGCAGCUUGAGGAAGAGCAUGGCGGGGCUGGGGAGUAAGCACGCUGUUGCUUUAAAGUUUACUUUGCUGUGAUCUUGGUAAAGUGAGUGCUUUAGCGCACUUGGAAGAGUAACCAUUUAGGUAGUAUGAAAACUCGAAGCUUCCAGGAGUGGCUGGGGUCAGGACAUCCCCACUCUGAUUAACAUAUGAUUUAAGAAGUGUUUUCCCAAAAUGCGUACUUUGAUGGCACACACCAAACAACAUUUGUCUAGUAGUGAAGUUUGAUCCUGUUCUCAGGUUGUGGUCAUCCGUUUGCUUACUCUUACUUAGUCAAAUUAUCCAAGAAUCAGGAGGAGUAUUGCAGCAUCCUUCUUGUUUGUUUGUGGUUUUUGGUUUGUUUUUUUUUUUUUUGCAGUGCUGGGGAUCAAACCCAGCACCCUCCUGGCAUGCUAGGCAUGCGUUCUGCCACUGCGCUUUUGAUGUCCCCAGCCCCUGUGCCCCUUUCUAGGGAAGAGCCUCUCAACAGAACACAGUUGUGCUUCACAUUAGAUUUGAAACUUAUUCGUUCCAGUUGGUAAAAGCAUUUACAAAAAGUGGUAUGUAUCCCGUGGCCUUCCUGAUGCUGUUGUCAUAACAGUGCUGUUGAGUGCUGGUUAAUGGUUCUGUGAGAUAAAAAGUAUGACUGUUCGCUCUUGCUGUGGCUUUAAGAGAGAGGGCUCUGUCUUCUUUCUGUGUCAGUUAUUUCAACAUGAAUAUAUUCUACUUUAAACCUUGUUUUGCUUCCUUGUAUAUAAUUUGCCUCGGAUUUACCGCGCAGUUUGUUUAGUUAUGUUUUUGUGAAUUAUUAGGAGUAAAUUUGAUAAGUUCAUGUGAAUAACCUCCUGUAAAUGAGUUUUAUAACAAAAAUGUACUAAACUAUUUUCCAAAAUUAGUUGUGCAGAUUGACGAUUUUUUUUUUUUUUCUUUUUGCUGUAGUUUUGACUUCUUAUGCUGUGCAUUUACAGCCAGGUUCUGACAAACAGUAACCCUGUUGUCUUUGUUAAAACCUACACUUUAAGAGAAAAUGGCAGAAUUAAAAGUAGAAAUGAGAACUGACGUGGGUUAGAAGUUACAUUACUGAGUAAAGGUACAGAUGUAAUUCAUGGAGUCUAUCAUUUCACUGUUUAGUGCUGAGGCCUCUUGUGGCUUUGUGUGACGCAGCCCAGCCUAGUUCUCACUGCUCCCAAGCUCCUGCUGGAACCUCCAUAAGGUAAUGGAGUUGCUGUGGCUCCCCAUGGUGUAUGGUUGUGUGUUGCACGUGUAUCUGGUUGAAGUACAAGCUCUCCGUUAGACUGGGCUGGGGAGGGCAAGAUGGGAGGAUCAGCUGUGCAGUAACCAGUGACAGGAGUUCCCCAGCACUGGUGGGGGUGGGUAUAAAUGUCCAAGCUGGGUAACUGCCAGUGAAUAUGGAAGUGGAGCAUGUUUUAUGAAACCUACUGGUUUCAUAAAAACCUACUUCAGGAAGCGGUUCUCCCACCCUUGUGCUUCUACUAAAAGGCAUUUGACCUCACCCUUGGUAUCUUCUGCACAUGCUUCCCAGCUUGGCCUGCAGUCAUUCAGUGUGCACACCAAUGUACCUGGGAGGGUAAGUGGCAUGCAUGGGAGGGAAUGAGGGAAGGAGAACAAGGAAGAAUGAAUUUGCCAAAUGAGCUGGCAGGAGAUGAGUGCCGUGUGACAGUCACUUCAUUUGUGGGAUUUGUUGUGGUAGCUGGAGCACUGAUUUAAAGUCACCAGAUAGCCCUCUCCUCACCAGUCCACAAUCCCAUGCGGUUGCCCCCACCCCCUGGGUUUCACCAUUCAUUGUUUGAGGAAUAAAUAAUUCAGGGAGGGAACUAAAAUUUAGCUCCGUUUAAAAAGAAUUUAUAGUGGUAUGCAGUACCACAGAGGCAGUUCCUGCAUACCAGGGACUGUGUCGUAACUCUUAGAGACCUGAGUUACUGUCACCUGUCCUGAUGUAGAGGCAUUUGCCAAGUCAAAUGGCAUGAAUGAUGCCAUCGGUGGGUCUGGAAGGACAGGAGAGACAUGCUCCUUACAGUGUACACUAGUGGCUGUGGACACAGCCACCCUUGUCACAGCACUGUAGCAGAUGGAGCUGCUACUCGGGGCCUUCAGCCUCAGGGAUGCAUGCUGCAGUCACUGGGGAGCUAGCCUUUAAAAGGUUCUGGUGCUGGUUUGGGGUGGAGUUCUUGCCCAGAGGAUUCCAUGGAGCAGCCAGCAUUGGAGCCUGGCCCUGUGGGGUCAGCAGAAAAGAGGAAUAGGAGCUUGUAGGGACCCACAAGAAAAGCCAUGUGGACAUCUGCUUUCAUUCCAAGAGAAGGAAAAUAAAUGGGCCCAGAUGAUUCUAGGUACCAUCAGAAGGGAAGAAGGUAGGAGGCCCUGGGUCUAGGAAGAUGCAGUGUGAGUUAGUGGUGGCAGACCAGGUCUCAAAAGAGCAACCAGCUCACUCCUUGUGACCCUAAAGCCGUUUAUCACCUCAACAGUGGGUGAUACCUGAGCAAGAUGGGAUGCUAGGCUGACCAUACACAGCCACAGAAAUGGUCCAGCAGGGAGCUAUUGUUACCUGGAAAGGAGGAGACAAAGGCCUUAGCUCUGCCCAUGGCACUGACCAGUGGCAAUUCACAACGUCCUUUGCUUUCUCUGUCUGAAAACAGUAUUUGGGGUUUGCGUUUUCUCCUGAUCGUUUUCACCAGUAAAUAAACUCCCAAGUCCAGAGCUCUGAGGCUGUGGGAGGAAGAAACAAAAAGUAUGGUUUGUCAACCUGCAGGCUGAACUAUCAGAAUCUCUGGGGCGGGCGGGCUCUGAAGACAAAUGAAGCAGCAGCCCUGUUGUCCUUGGGUUUAGGGUGGCUGCAGGGGCACCAGACACUGCUGCAACUCAUGCCUGUGGUCACUUACCUGCCUGCCUGUUGGUGUGGGGCCAGGCCUGCAACUGGGUCAUCCUUCCCUUAGCUUCUCCAUCUCUGCCUGGUGGAUGUUUGCCUCUGUGGCAAAGGACAUGAGCUUGUCUGGUGAGAUAGCCAUCUCCAAAGUAGACUGACGUGGGUUCCAGUCCACCCAUGGGGAUCUAACCAUCCUUGCUCUCCCCAUUUCACACCACGUCCCUUUCCCUGCUGCCUGCCUCUCAUGCGUAUUACAUCUUCACUCACUUAGUAGCCUCACCAGACAAUAAACAAUUUUUACAUUCAACAGUCAUACAAAUUUUAAUAUGAAAAGGAGAAAAGUAUUGUUUUUACUUGGUGUGCUAGAUUUCACAUUACUGUGAUAAAAUACCUGACAAAUAGCAAAAGGGAGGAAGGACUGAUUUUAGCUCAUGGUUUCAGUCUAUCAUGGUGGGGAGUUCUGCUCAACUCAUGGUAGCCAGGAAGCAGCCCAAAGAUAAGAAAGGGCCAGGGCAAAGUACGCCCUUCAAAGAUGUCCCUGGUAGCCAACUUCCAACCAGGCCAUCUUCCAGUUCCACCAUGCCCAAUAUUCCAUUCAGGUUUCUAAUCCAUCAGUGGAUUAGUUUGGCGCCUAAUUGUCUCUGGAAACUCCCUCACACCACCCCAGAGACUGCUUUCACUUAAUGUCCUAGGCAUCUCUCAAUCCAAUCAAGUUGACAGUCACACACCCAUCACACCCAGUUAUUUAACACGUCUGUGCGCUUUGUUUUACUCCUGCUGGUCCACCUUGGCUUCUGGAUCAUUUUCCUUCAGCCAGAGAACUAUUUUAUUUCCUUCAUCUAGUUUUGUUCAUGAGGCAUGUUUUGCUGGGUAUAGAAUUCUGGGUUGACAAUGCUUUUCUUUCAGCACUUGAAAGAUGUUUUUCACUCUGUUCUGUCCUCCAUGGUACCUGGUGAAAAAUCCAGUCAUUCCAAUAAUUACACCCCCCAUGC
Castor canadensis (American beaver) is the source of this 14268-nucleotide messenger RNA. The record is from RefSeq and is a predicted model, not a curated record. Lineage: Eukaryota; Metazoa; Chordata; Mammalia; Rodentia; Castoridae.